AUGGCGCGUUACGAUAUACCUCAUCGCCCAUCUGACGACAUCGUCCUUUCUGAUCUCGAGUCCGCAAGAGACAGGCGUCAGGGAGAGUCCCCGAGAGACUAUUCGCCGUACCACUCCUCCGACUCGUCUCAAUCCACACACCAUGAAGAGGGAUCGAUAGUUGAGAGAGGCUUGUCGCAAUUGGGUCUGGCAAUAGUCCCCAGUUUUCUGCAGCCGGUGUUCGGCGGCGAACCUCCCAAACCGGCCAAGCUGCACGAAAUCGCCGCGUUGGAUGGGUUACGAGGCUGGGCCUGUCUUCUCGUGUUCAACUUCCAUUUCCUUUUCACAUACACAUGGCAAGUCGGGACAGGAUGGGGGUUUGGAGGAGCCAAUUUUGGAAUCCAUCAACUGCCCUUUGUCCACAUGUUGAUCUCCGGCCAUAUCAUGGUUGCCAUCUUCUUUGUCAUCUCUGGCUACGUCCUGUCAUUCCGACCGCUGAAGCUGAUUCGGAGCCGAUCGUGGGAGCAGACUUUUGCCGUCCUUUCUUCCUCAACCUUUCGACGAGGCCUGCGUCUGUACAUUCCAUCCAUUGUGGGGACUCUUUGUGUUUUUCUGGCCGUCCGGAUGGGUUUGUAUGAUUAUUCGCAAAAGGUCGUCUUCGAAGGCCAUACGAUCACUGGGACAAACGAGCAACACCCGCCGAUCUUCAAAACCACUUAUGCACAGUUCUGGGACUGGUACUACACGAUUGUUCGGCUGAUGGAUGUAUGGGACUGGUCGCUCUAUUAUAACAAUUACAACCCACACUUGUGGACCAUUCCUGUCGAGUUUCGGAGCUCGAUUGUGCUGUUUGUUGUCAUUCUUGCAACCAGUCGAUUCAAGGCCAAAGUCCGGAUGAGUUUGGUGGCAUGCUUGAUAUGGUUCUGCAUCCGAUGGGGUCGUUGGGACGUGGUCCUCUUUCUCUGCGGCAUGUUCAUGGCCGAGCUCGAUCUGAUCAACGGCGUCUGGUCGCAUCCGACGUUGGUGGUGGAGAAGCCGGACAACCCAGGCCCGAUAAGGAGAUUCAUCCGCCGCCAUGAGCGGGGCUUUUGGAUAUUUGUCUUCAUAGUAGGGCUUUAUUUCGGGUCUUCACCGAACACGGGCGUGAAAUACACGCCGGGGUACAUGUGGAUAGGGAGGAUGAUUCCGAAGACGUAUCCCGAACCGCAUCGAUUUCCGCAGAGUAUUGGGGCAGUUCUUAUUGUCCACAGCAUCAACAACUCUAAACACAUCCAAAAGCUGUUCAUGAACCGUGUCUCUCAGUAUUUGGGAAAGAUCUCGUACGCAUUCUAUAUCGUCCACGGUCCGAUUUUGCACUCGCUAGGAUAUUCCAUCAUGCCGAGCAUCUGGCGAUACACGGGCAAGCAGACGAACCUCCAAUUCUGCACUGGUCUCCUAAUCGGCUGGAUCAUCUGUUUACCUAUCUCCCUGUGGGCGGGGGAUAUCUUUUGGAGGGCGGUGGAUAUACCGAGCGUAAAAUUCGCUCGCUGGUUGGAAGACAGCAUCUUAGCCAAAGGCAAUGGUGGUGAUGCAUCCUAA
Molecule: messenger RNA, 1557 nt
Organism: Rasamsonia emersonii CBS 393.64
Lineage: Eukaryota; Fungi; Ascomycota; Eurotiomycetes; Eurotiales; Trichocomaceae
Product: Acyltransferase
Exons: 1
Coding region: 1-1557 (518 amino acids)
Biological process (GO): polysaccharide biosynthetic process
Cellular component (GO): membrane
Molecular function (GO): acyltransferase activity, transferring groups other than amino-acyl groups
Source: RefSeq, a predicted model, not a curated record